This is a messenger RNA of Dendrobium catenatum, 2221 nucleotides long. Its product is annotated as protein DEK. Lineage: Eukaryota; Viridiplantae; Streptophyta; Magnoliopsida; Asparagales; Orchidaceae. The transcript is spliced from 11 exons. The record is from RefSeq and is a predicted model, not a curated record. Gene Ontology annotation, biological process: chromatin organization; regulation of double-strand break repair. Gene Ontology annotation, cellular component: nucleus. Gene Ontology annotation, molecular function: DNA binding; histone binding. The coding region runs from base 188 to 2104 and encodes 638 amino acids.
UUGGGCGCCCGCUGUUUUUUUCGGCCUCGCCAUAACGAAAAAUUUGAAACCGAUAACUUCUUCCAGAAUCGGUUUCCCCGCGUCUUCUCCCGCAUCUGUAAUUGAGAACAAUUUGAUCAACCAAUCCGCGCCGCAUUGAAGCUGGACAGAAUCUCCUCGCUUACACUGCUAGGGUUUCUCCGCAUCCAUGGCUUCCCAGUUACUAGUGGAGGAAGCAAGCGAUGAGAGACCACCGAACGGCUCAUCUGCCGAUGAACUUGAGGUGGAGGCGGCGGAAGAAUCGACGCCUGGGGGGGAUCAGGUGAGCCCUAAGACGAAGGGUAGGAAGAGGAGAAUGGAGGAAAGGGAGGGGCAGGGGGAGGAGGACAAGAAGGGGAGGGCGUCGUCAUUGGAUAGGCCGUCGAGGGAGAGGAAGACCGUGGAGAGAUAUGCGGCUCUUUCGCCGAUUAGGUCUUCGGCGAGCAAGGCUCUGGAUAUUCAUCAGGGUUCGGGUGAGAAGCUUAAAGACAUCCCCAAUGUCGCUUUCAAACUAUCAAAAAGGAAGGCAGAUGAUAGUCUCCGAGUUCUUCAUAAUAUUCUUUUUGGAAGAAAAGCAACUGUACAUUUCCUGAAGCGAAACAUUCUCCAAUUCUCUGGUUUUGUUUGGUCUCAGAAUGAGGAGAAAGAUAAAUUAAAAGUUAAGGAAAAGCUCAAUAAGUGCAAUAAAGAUAGGUUGCUAGAUUUGUCUGAUUUGCUAGAUGUAUACACAUUAAGGGUUCACAGCAAGAAGGAAGAUAUUUCAGCAAAAUUAAUGGAAUUUUUGGAAUCUCCACAUGUUACUAGAGAAGUUAUGCUCUCCGAGAAAGUUAAGAAAGGUAAAAAGCGCAAACGGGCUGUGAAAAGAACUGGUAAAAGAACACUUGAUGAAGCAUUGAUAGAUAAAGAAAAAAAGAGAGAAAAAAGAAGUAAAGAACCUGCUAAAGAUGAACAAGAAGAUGAAGGUAAGGUUGACUCAAUCGACAGAGAUAAUGAAUCUGCAGAUGAAGAUGAAAGUACUGAUGGAGAGGAAACAAGUGAAAAUACUAAUAGUGCGGAAGAAGAUGUGGAAGAUGAACACUCUUCUGAAUUGGCCAAAAAACAUUCGGAUGUUGAGGGGGUUGAUGAACAUGAGGAGUUUGAAUCCAAACAGCACUCCCCUGUAGUAAGAAAUGCUUCUCUUUCAACAUCUAAGAAAGGCCCAUCAUCUUCCAAAAAGAAGCUAGAUAAAGAAAGUAAAUCCAAUGUCUCUUUAGAGAGUAAAAUAGAUAAUUCUAAAGAUACAAAUGGGAGUUCAAACAUGAGCAAAACAUCCAGGAAAGAUCUGUCUUCUUCCAAAAAGAAGGUUGACAAAGAAGGUAAACCUAAGGUCCCUUCAGAGAGCAAAUCAACUAUUUCUAAGGAAACCAAGGAGAGUUCAAACAUGCGUAAAAAUUCUAAGAAAGUUCUGUCACCUUCUAGAAAGAAGGUUGAUUCAGAAGGUGAACCUAAGGUUCCUCAAGAGAGUAAAGCAGUUUCUUCUAAGGAUACCAAGGAGAGUUCAAAGAUGAAGAUCAAAGCACCAAUAAAAACUGAUUCGAAGGAUAGUUCUAAAAGAAACGUUUCAGUGAAGGGUGAUAUUUCUAAAAAAGCUGAUAAAAAGAAAGGAAAGAGCAAUAUUGGAACUCCCUCUAAAGACACGACAGUAAACAUGAAAGAAGUUGCAAAUACGGAGUCAAAUAAUGCAGAGAAGAAGCGAGGAAAGCAAUCAGACCUCUCUGUUGUGCCCAGUACAGAACAGUUAUCUGCUGUGGUGGGUAAAAUACUGAAAGAAGUAGACUUCAAUGUUGCUACCCUGGCUGAUAUUAUCAAGCAAUUAGGCGCUCACUUUGAUACUGAUCUUAUGGAUAGAAAAUCAGAGAUAAAGCACAUACUUGAAGAAGUGAUUAAUAAUAUGAUAGAUGCUGAAGAUGUUGAGGAUGACCAUGGAGAUGGUGAUGGUGAUGAUGAAGAUGCUGAGAAUGACCAUGGUGAUGGUCAUCAUGAAGAUGCUGAGGAUGACAAUGGUGAUGGUGAUGAUGAUGGUGAUGAUGAAGGUGAGAAGAAUUGAAUGGGAUUGAAUACUUGGUAAAUUUUCCUCAAUAUGUAUUUUUUUAAUUUACGAGCGUGCUUUUGUGAAUCUUUGUGUAGUAGCAUAAACUCUUAUAUAGGUUGUCUCUUUUUUUUU